Molecule: messenger RNA, 993 nt
Organism: Rubroshorea leprosula
Lineage: Eukaryota; Viridiplantae; Streptophyta; Magnoliopsida; Malvales; Dipterocarpaceae
Source: the annotation of a GenBank genome assembly
GCUGGGUAAGUGCCCACAACCACUUAUUACAAACUGGAAUUUUGAAUUCAUUCCUUUCCAGGUACUUACUUGCCGGAUCCGCAAUAAUAUUUGCUUUUUUUUAUUUGAUUGAACAUUUUGCUGAUGGACCUACUUUCGUAAACCAUAUGGUUCCAGCUGACGGAAAGUCAGGCUCUGAUGGUCCGUCUACUCCUCCUUCUCUCUCGGACUCACUCAUUGCACAUGGUUCCGACGAGAGCAAUUCGGAGAAAGAACUCUUCUUUUCUCCACGGCAAUCCGUCUCGUCCGCAUCGUCUUCUUCCACCUCUACACCCGGUAUUGAAGGUUCUCCCAACAACGGAGAAAACAAGGAACAAAACACUUUUUAUUAUAUAGAACCUGGAUCUGAAGAGCACGAGGCAAUGAAAGAAAGUGUUAUUCGCAUUUUACGGGGUAAACUCGAAGAAUGGGAGGCCAGUGGGGAUAUUGAUGGUUUUAUCAGUAAGAAAACUAAUGAGGAACUGGCCGACAUCUUGAACCUCUACUUAGUCCAAAUUAGAAAGAGCUCCAUUCGCACUUGGCCUUCCCCUAAAGAGAAGAUAUUCCAUACCUUAAACCAGCCUCUGCUGCACCCAAGAGUAUCUUGUCCGCUGCCAUCGAAUAUUCUAUGUCUGCUGAAACUCCUUUCUUUGGUCAGUAAGUGGAUUCAGCCUUCGUCUCUCUUCCCCCCAAAGUGGAUUCCCAAAAAGAAAAGGGAUUUCCCCUCUGAGACAAGUUAAGGGUCUUUUAAUUGGAGUUAGAGCUUUCCUUCCUCAUGGGCUUUUGCCUUCUCCUUUAUCUUUAUCUUUUUUCCAUAGAUUCAGGUCUUAUAGCUUGAACCAUACCCUCAUCUGUCUUAUCAUCCGAAAAAAAGUUCUCAGUCAGUUUAGGUCUUAGCCUUGACUCAGAGAUCCGAUGAUUCACUUCCUCGUCCAUUCGUUCACUUUCUUUUGGAGAUAAAAUAGAUAUUCUGCU